This is a messenger RNA of Drosophila obscura, 680 nucleotides long. It is a transcript of the gene Ccp84Ab, whose product is annotated as larval cuticle protein A2B. The record is from RefSeq and is a predicted model, not a curated record. The coding region runs from base 49 to 657 and encodes 202 amino acids. Gene Ontology annotation, cellular component: extracellular matrix. Lineage: Eukaryota; Metazoa; Arthropoda; Insecta; Diptera; Drosophilidae. The transcript is spliced from 2 exons.
UCUCCCUUCAGCACAGAACCAACCCACAAACCCCAAAACCAAACCAAAAUGGCAUUCAAGUUCGUCUUCGCCCUUGCCUUCGUGGCCGUUGCCAGCGCCGGAUACGCCGUUCCCCAGGUAUACCACGCCGGUCCAGCGGUGGCCACCUAUGCCCAUGCCGCUCCCGUGGCUGUGGCCCAGAAGGUGGUGGUGAAGGCUGCCGAGGAAUACGAUCCCCAUCCCCAGUACCGUUUCUCCUACGGAGUCGAUGACAAGCUGACCGGCGACAACAAGGGACAGGUGGAGGAGCGCGACGGAGAUGUCGUCCGCGGAGAGUACUCCCUGAUCGAUGCCGAUGGCUACAAGCGCACUGUGUCCUACACUGCCGAUCCCAUCAACGGAUUCAACGCCGUCGUCAACCGCGUGCCCCUGGAGCAUGUCAAGACUGUGGUGAAGACCGUCGCCGCUCCCGUGGCCCACUAUGCUGCUCCCGCUGUCGCCCACUACGCCGCCCCCGCCGUGGUCAAGACCGUUGCUCCGGCCUACCACACCUAUGCCGCCCCAGCUGUCGUCAAGACCGUUGCUCCCGUGGCUCACUAUGCCGCUCCCAGCCACUACGCCGCUCCCGCUGCCACCUACACCUCGUAUGCCACCCCCGCUGUCGCCUACCACCACUAAGUUCCAUCCCAGCCAUCCCCCAU